Messenger RNA from Hevea brasiliensis (rubber tree), 1628 nucleotides. Its product is annotated as protein TRIGALACTOSYLDIACYLGLYCEROL 4, chloroplastic. The transcript is spliced from 5 exons. Bases 69 to 1478 code for a protein of 469 amino acids. Gene Ontology annotation, molecular function: phosphatidic acid binding. Gene Ontology annotation, cellular component: chloroplast envelope. Lineage: Eukaryota; Viridiplantae; Streptophyta; Magnoliopsida; Malpighiales; Euphorbiaceae. The record is from RefSeq and is a predicted model, not a curated record. Gene Ontology annotation, biological process: ER to chloroplast lipid transport; acylglycerol transport.
UACUUCCCUCACCAUUUUCGUUUUUCAAACGCAGAUAAGGAAACCUACCAACCAAACUCAGCUGAACCAUGGCAAACCUCAGGACGGCUAUGGACUCCGCAUUCUGGGAUCAACCCAUUUCUUCUCCAAAAACCCUAGAAGGAUGUGCCCGCUCUAUCCCUGGCGACCCAUUCCCCUUGGACGCCACUAGAGCCAGCCGAGCCCUUAGGAUUCAACAGCUCUCCCUAUUAGGAAAUGGCUUCCCUCUCGGUAUCAUUCCCUCUUACUCUCCCACUUCUAACAAGGACCUUGGUUCUUUCUCUCUCCAGUCUGUCUUGCUCAAACUUGCCACCUCUAACUGCUGGCUGGGAUUAAUCGGGCAGUUCCGACCAAAGAAAUUGAUUUCGUCUAUUAAAGCGGAACUUUCUAAUGCUGAGGAACUUGAAUUCUCUGUAUUUAAGGAUGCGGCCAAACAUUUCCUGGACAAGUCACUCUAUUGUAUUGGUUUAUCCUCACAGUUUUCUCCAACUCCUUCCUCUUCUGUGUUGCUUAGCACUGAACGGCAUGGUGAGAAGAUGAGACCUCGCUACAAAAUGAUGCUCUUUCAACAGCUUCCUUCUCAUGAUAUCACUUUGGAGGCUGCAUGGCCUGAGCUGUUUAUUGACCAUAAAGGUAGAUAUUGGGAUGUUCCUGAGUCAAUAUCCUUAGAUAUGUCUUCACUUGUCUCUGAAUCUGGCUUCCGGUACCGUUUUGGGAUACACAAAAGCAAUGGCCAUCCAAAGGCUGUUAAUGCCAUAAAUGAUGAGCCACCUCUUGCUUUGAUGCCUGGAUUAUGUGGAAAGGCUUCCUUUUCUUAUGAGAAGAGCAAGGAUCUUUGGAGGAAGAAACAGACUAAGAAGGACAUCAUGACAAAGGCAGAUAAGGGUUGGAUUUGGCGUCCCUCAUAUGAUGUGCGUCUCAGUGAACCUCAUGCAGCAAUAUCUGGAAUUGUUGGUGGCUCCUGCGCAGCACGGUUUGGAGGCUGGGGGUACUCAGCAUCUACAGACGGGGAUACCUCAACAAGUACAGGAAAGAGAAGCCCAUUCAAUGCUGAUUUUUUUGGCUCAGUUUGCUAUACUUUCCAACACGGGAAGUUUACAAAGCUAUAUGGUGAUCUAACUAGGGUGGAUGCCCGCCUGGAUAUCUGUUCAGCUUUUGCUCUUACCAAAAGGGCUUUAAAUAUUUUCAGGAGGUCUUCAGUUAGUGGUGCAGCAGACAAUCCAUUGUCAUCUCCCAGGAUGAAUUUGAUUCUUCAACAGCAGGUUGCUGGCCCAAUUGUCUUCCGAGUGGAUUCGGGAUUUUCGCUUGGUUCUGCAUCAGGGCGACAACGUCCGCAUGUAGAGGAUCUAAUAUAUAGUUUGAGUUAUUCAUUGAGGCUUCUACGCUCUGGGAAGGUUGUUGCUUGGUAUUCUCCAAAAAGAAAAGAAGGAAUGAUUGAAUUGCGCUUAUUUGAGUUUUGAACCUCACCUUUUAUUAAUGGUGUACGCUUAUUUUGCCUGGAGUACUCGUAAAUUUUUGCCUAUGGUUGCAAUUUGCAAAUGCAUUAGAAGUCAAUAUUUCCUUACUGAACGUGAUGGAUUUUGAGUUUUAAUGGUCCUGUUAUUGUUUCA